This is a messenger RNA of Thyridium curvatum, 3789 nucleotides long. RefSeq lists its product as uncharacterized. The coding region runs from base 1 to 3789 and encodes 1262 amino acids. NCBI's taxonomy places the organism in Eukaryota, Fungi, Ascomycota, Sordariomycetes, Thyridiales, Thyridiaceae. The record is from RefSeq and is a predicted model, not a curated record. Gene Ontology annotation, molecular function: ATP binding; protein binding; DNA binding. The transcript is spliced from 6 exons. Gene Ontology annotation, biological process: sister chromatid cohesion. Gene Ontology annotation, cellular component: nucleus; chromosome; cohesin complex.
AUGGGCAAGCUUCUGCGGCUAGAGCUUUUCAACUUCAAGUCCUACAAGGGCCACCACACGCUCUUGUUUGGCGAUUCAUAUUUCACCUCAAUCAUCGGUCCAAAUGGCUCCGGAAAGUCCAACUCCAUGGAUGCCAUCUCCUUCGUCCUCGGCAUUAAGUCAUCCCACCUUCGAUCAAGCCACCUCAAGGACCUGGUGUAUCGGGGCAGGGUCAUGAAAACAUCAAAGAUCAACGAAGAUGGCUCAGCAGCGGCCCCGGAGACGAAUGGUCAGACUAAUGGGUACCAGAACGGGGAGGACGACGAGUCGCAUAAGGCGUCAAGGGGCGACCCCAAGACUGCCUGGGUUAUGGCGGUCUACGAGGACGACGCUGGCGAUGAGCAGAAGUGGAAGCGCAGUAUCACGAACCAGGGUGCAAGCGAGUACAGGAUAAACGACCGCGUCGUCACUGCUCAGCAGUACAACGAAGCUCUCGAGGCUGAGAACAUCCUCAUGAAAGCCCGCAACUUCUUGGUCUUCCAGGGCGAUGUCGAAGCUAUCGCUGCGCAAUCGCCACAAGAUCUCACCCGCUUGAUCGAGCAAAUCUCUGGAAGCCUGGAGUACAAGGCCGAAUACGAGCGGCUCAAGGUGGAGGAAGAACAGGCCACGGAAAACCAGAGCUUCCAGCUGAACCGUAGGCGGGGUAUCAACUCAGAAAUCAAACAAUACCAGGAGCAGAAAAAGGAGGCAGAGAACUUCCAGAAGAAGACAGAGGAGCGCGAUGAUGCCGUCGUCACUCACAUUCUGUGGAAGCUGUAUCACUUCCAGCGUGUCAUGGACGAGUCCAGUGCCCAGAUCCAGGAGCAUCAAGACAACCUCAAAGAGUUUCGACGCAACGUGGAGACCUUUGAGAAAAAGCUUGAGGCCGCUCGACGCGAUCAAGCCACUAUCGGCCGGGAGGUCAGCAAGAUCGAGAAGAACAUCAGGCAAAAGGAGAAGAGCAUCGAAGACAAAGAGGCGAGUCUUGUGCCCAUCGAUGAGAAAGUGGCUCAGAGCUCCAAGGAGAUCGAGCAGCUCAAAUCCCGCAUCGAGACGGUGAGCAGGGAUCGAGAUACGCAACAGGCGACCAUCCAAAAGGCCAAGAAGGACCUCGCUCUUGUUGAGAAAGCGCAGCAGCAGUUUGAGGAACAAUGGAGACAAAAGCUGCAGAAGCAGGGCAAGGAGCUGAGCGAUGCCGAUCGCAAAGAGUACAACGCCCUGCGGGCCCAGGUCAUGGCCAAGUCGUCUGAGAACCAAGGCCAAUUAGAUGCGUUGACUCGUCAGCUGAAGAGUGACGAGGUCACUGUCAACACUCUCAAGGGCAAAGUUGAGACCUACCAAGCCGCGGUCGAAAAGUACCAGACCGAACUGGACACUCUUAAGGAGCGCAAAGAUAGCGCCCAGGCCGCCGUUCAGCAAACGUCGUCAGAGAUUGACAAGAAGAAAAAGGAGUUCAACCAGCUGCAAUCAGAGCGCAUCCGUGUAAACAAUACUCGCACGGAACUCGAGGAGAAGCUCCAGGAUGUCAAGAAGAAGCUUGACAGUGCACGAGAGGGCAUGCACCAGAGCAACAAAGAGAUGCGGAUCAAGGAGACAGUCUCGGCACUCAAGCGACUCUAUUCUGGCGUGAGAGGCAGAGUUGGCGAGCUAUGCAAGCCCAAGCAAAAGAAAUACGACGAGGCUGUCAUCAACGCCCUUGCCCGAGACUUUGACUCGGUCAUCGUUGACACCGAGAAGGCAGCGGGUGACUGUAUCCAAUACAUCAAAGAUCAGCGCCUGCCGCCAAUGACCUUCAUCCCCCUGGACAACAUCAAGGUGAAUGCCACCAACUCGUCCAUCAAGGGUAUCUCUGGCGCACGCCUCACCAUCGACACCAUCGACUUUGAUGCAUCUCUUGACCGCGCCAUGGCCUACGUCUGUGGUGACUCGGUCGUGUGUGACUCGCUAGAGAUUGCUCGAAACAUCGCCUACGUCAGGAAAUUGCCCGUCAAGGCCGUCACAAUUGAUGGCUUCGUUGUCCACAAGGGUGGUCUGAUGACGGGUGGUCGCCUUCCAGACAACAAGGGCAACAAGAGGAAAUUCGAGGAGCACGAUGUUCAGAACCUCGAGCGCAUGGCGGAGAAGCUCGUCGAGGAUCUGCAGAAACUCCCGCGCACCGACAGGCGGGGUCAGCACGAGGAGACAACCCGAGAAGAGCUCGCAGGCCUCGAGUCGCGGCUACACUUUGCACGUAACGAGAUGCAGGGUUUUGACCAGAACGUCAAGAGCAAAAAGAAGGAGCUGGACAACGCCAAGCGAGAGCUACGCGAGUGGGAGCCGAAGUACAAGGCCGAGUCUAAGAAGCUCGAGAACACGCGCCAAACAGUUGCCAAGUUCAAGCAAGCUAUUGCUCAGGUGGAGGAUAAGAUCUUUGCUGCGUUUUGCAAAAAGCUGGGCUACAGCGACAUUCGCGCAUACGAAGCGCAGCAAGGCAGCCUCGAGCAAGAAGCUACUGAGCAGCGCAACCAGUUCGAGGUACAGAAGCAAAGGCUCAAGAGUACCCUUAAUUGGGAGACCUCGAGGCACAAUGAGACUGCUACUCGAGUAAAGCGAAUGCAAGAUCAGCUCAAGCGGCUGCAGGCUGAUAUCCUGUCCUACCAACAGGACAAGAAGAGCGUUGAAGAGUCCUUGAGCGACGAGCAAGAGAGCCUGGCAGAGCUCCAGGAAUCGCUUGAGCAGCUUCGGGCUGAGCACGCAAAGAAAUCCGAAAAGGUGGCCGAAGCGAAGGCCGAGGUCCAAAAGAGGAGCAAGGACAUUGAUGCUCGCCUGAAGGAAAUCAAUGCUCUUGAAACGGAGGUGCAGAAGAACAGUGCCAGUAAAUUCGCCCUGCUGAGGAGGUGUAAGCUCGAACAGAUCAGCAUUCCUCUGCAACAAGGCUCAUUGGACGAUCUCCCCAACGAAGACGCCAUGCUCCAGCAGGAGACCGAGGCGAUGGAUAUUGAUGAGGGCGACGAUGAGAUCAUGGAGGCCGCCAUGGACGACUAUGGCAUCGAACUGGACUUUGACAGCCUGGAUGAGGAUCUCAAGAACCCCGACGAAGAGAACGUCGAGGAGCGUCUCGAGAACAAGAUCGCGUCCCUCACGGCCGAGCUCGAGAAGCUCAACCCCAACAUGCGCGCCAUCGAGCGCCUCGAGUCGGUCGAGAACCGCCUGCGCUCCACGGAGCAGGACUUCCAGGACUCGCGCACGGCGCUCAAGGAGGCCAAGGACGCCUUCGACCAGGUCAAGGCCAAGCGCUUCGAGCUCUUCAACAAGGCCUUCUCGCACAUCCAGGAGCAGAUCUCGCACGUCUACCGCGACCUCACGCGCUCCGAGAACUACCCGCUCGGCGGCCAGGCCUACCUCGACAUCGAGGAGGACACCGACACCCCUUACCUCUCGGGCAUCAAGUACCACGCCAUGCCCCCGCUCAAGCGCUUCCGCGACAUGGAGCACCUCUCCGGAGGCGAGAAGACCAUGGCCGCGCUGGCGCUGCUCUUCGCCAUCCACAGCUACCAGCCCUCGCCCUUCUUCGUGCUCGACGAGGUCGACGCCGCGCUCGACAACGCCAACGUCGAGAAGAUCAAGAAGUACAUCCGCGAGCACGCCGGCCCGGGCAUGCAGUUCAUCGUCAUCAGUCUCAAGACGGGCCUGUUCCAGGACAGCGAGAGCCUGGUGGGCGUGUAUCGUGACCAAGACGUCAACAGCUCGAGGACCUUGACAUUGGAUCUCCGAAAAACGUGGGAUGCCUGA